Messenger RNA from Lichtheimia ornata, 1032 nucleotides. RefSeq lists its product as uncharacterized. Gene Ontology annotation, cellular component: cytoplasm. Lineage: Eukaryota; Fungi; Mucoromycota; Mucoromycetes; Mucorales; Lichtheimiaceae. The transcript is spliced from 4 exons. The coding region runs from base 1 to 1032 and encodes 343 amino acids. The record is from RefSeq and is a predicted model, not a curated record.
AUGGCAGCUGCCGCUAACAACGGCAAACGGAAGGUGGUCACUGUUUUACCACUUCAUAUCGAUACAACUUCCUUUACCAACCCACAGCAACCCAUCACGUAUCCAUGGCGACGCAUCAUCAACAAGCGGCAGCUCCCCUUUCUGAUCCUCUUUGUCUUUUUCAUCUUCAGCAUUGCUAUCAACUUUAUUCAACAUGAACGGCAUCGUGGUGUGCUCACCAGGACGUCAUCUCUCACGCCAUCGAUCAGCGAUCCACUACCAAGGGCGCCGUUAGAAAAGUUACAGCGAGCGAUCAUUGUCCCUGGCCAUGCGAUCUACACUGGCGACUCGUCGUUGGAAGGUUUAGAGGUGGAUGAUAAUUGGGUCUUGGAGUCGUUUCAACGUGGUGGUCAAGUACGCACCUUUGUGAGGCAUAUUGAAAAGGCCAUUGAGAUGGCAAAAGAAGAUCCAGAGGCUGUUGUCAUCUUUAGUGGUGGACAAACGCGUGCACAUGCUGGACCUCAAUCAGAAGGACAAUCCUACUGGCAAAUUGCCAACAGCUUAAUCCACAAAGAAGCCAUCAAUGAUACGACGACGGUGGAUAGUCUUACAGCAAGAAUGAUUGUGGAGGAUUAUGCGCGAGAUUCACAUGAGAAUUUGUUAUUUUCGAUAUGUCGAUUUCAAGAAAUGACAGGGCAAUAUCCAUCAUCCAUCACUGUUGUCGGCUUUGAAUUCAAAAGAACACGUUUCGAAGAGAUGCAUCUUCGAUCAUUACGAUACCCAGAACAACAAUUCCGAUACAUUGGCAUUGAUCCACCAUUUGAUCCAGUUGGUACACCCGAGCGGAGUGCAGGUGAAGCAGCUAAUUCCCUGGGUCCUUUGAAGAAGGAUCCUUAUGGUUGUCAUUAUCCGCUUGUCCAAAAAAGAAUCGAUCGUAAUCCCUUUCGUAGAAGACAUCCUUAUCGCUUAACAUGCCCUGCCCUUUCCGAUAUCAUCAACUACUGCCCUGAAGACAAUCAAUUUUUCCAAGGACGUUUACCAUGGGAUAAUUAA